UUCGGGCCGGCCGCGCUGCGCUCUCGCCCGUCCUGCGCCCGGGCCUCCGGGGCCCCGCGGCGGCCGCGCAAGAUGAAGCUGGCCCUGCUCCUGCCCUGGGCGUGCUGCUGCCUCUGCGGCUCGGCGCUGGCCACCGGCUUCCUCUACCCCUUCCCGGCCGCAGCCCUGCCGCAGCACGGCUACCCCGAGCCGGCCGCCGGCUCCCCGGGCAGCGGCUACGCGGGCCGCCGGCACUGGUGCCAUCACACGGUGACGCGGACGGUGUCCUGCCAGGUGCAGAACGGCUCGGAGACAGUGGUCCAGCGCGUCUACCAGAGCUGCCGGUGGCCCGGGCCCUGCGCCAACCUCGUGAGUUACAGGACUCUGAUCAGACCCACAUACAGAGUGUCCUACCGCACCGUGACGGCGCUGGAGUGGAGGUGCUGCCCUGGCUUCACCGGGAGCAACUGUGACGAGGAAUGCAUGAACUGUACCCGGCUCAGCGACAUGAGUGAGCGGCUGACCACGCUGGAGGCCAAGGUUCUCCUGCUGGAAGCUGCAGAACGGCCCUCAGGCCCAGACAACGACCUGCCGGUGCCCCAGAGCAGCCCACCGCCCUGGAACGAGGAUUUCCUCCCAGAUGCCAUCCCCCUCGCCCACCCGGGGCCCCAAAGGAGAAGACCCACAGGCCCAGCCGGGCCCCCGGGGCAGACGGGACCACCAGGGCCUGCAGGCCCCCCAGGCUCCAAAGGUGACCGGGGCCAGGCGGGAGAGAAGGGCCCAGCGGGGCCUCCGGGCCUCUUGGGGCCGCCAGGGCCCCGCGGGCUUCCUGGAGAGAUGGGGCGCCCUGGCCCCCCUGGCCCCCCUGGCCCGGCAGGCAGCCCUGGCCUCCCUCCAGGUGGCCCCCAAGGCGUCCUCUACUCCCUGCAGCCGCCCACCGACAAGGACAAUGGGGACGCGCAGCUGGCCUCUGCUGCUGUGGACACCGUGCUGGCGGGCGUCCCGGGGCCCCGGGGACCCCCAGGUCCUCCAGGUCCCCCUGGACCACUCGGUCCCCCAGGACCCCCAGGUGUGCCUGGAUCCCAGGGUCCGGCUGGAGAGCGGCCCGGGCCGGUGCCCGCGGUGGCGGGCGAGCCUGGUGGGAAGGCUGAGGAAGAGGAGAAAGCCGCCGCCGAGGGCGAGGGGGUCCAGCAGCUGCGGGAGGCCCUGAAGAUCCUGGCGGAGAGAGUCCUCAUCCUGGAGCACAUGAUUGGGAUCCACGAUCCCCUGGCGUCCCCCGAGGGGGGCUCCGGCCAGGACGCCGCCCUGAGGGCCAGCCUCAAGAUGAAGCGGGGUGGCCCACCCCCCGACGGCUCACUGGCCGCCCUGCUCAGCCCCGACCCUGGGCAGAAGAGCGCGGGCCGGGCCAGCAGCAGGCAGUAGGGCCAGCUCUCCAGGACAAGCCCGGCCCCGAGAGCCCUAGCCCAAGAGCCCCAGCCCGAGGCCUGUGCCACUGCCGGCUCCUGAGGGCACCUCCAGUGGGCCAGGGCUCCAGGUGGAUGACGAUGAGGGACACUGGCUCCUGAGGCCUGGAGACCUAGGGGACAGAUGGCGUCUCCAGGGGCAGGGUCCAGAGGGGCCCA
This is a messenger RNA of Equus caballus (horse), 1601 nucleotides long. RefSeq names its product collagen type XXVI alpha 1 chain (gene COL26A1). NCBI's taxonomy places the organism in Eukaryota, Metazoa, Chordata, Mammalia, Perissodactyla, Equidae. The record is from RefSeq and is a predicted model, not a curated record. Gene Ontology annotation, molecular function: protein binding.